Messenger RNA from Xenopus laevis (African clawed frog), 6271 nucleotides. RefSeq names its product calmodulin regulated spectrin associated protein family member 2 S homeolog (gene camsap2.S). Gene Ontology annotation, biological process: cytoplasmic microtubule organization; negative regulation of microtubule depolymerization; neuron projection development. Gene Ontology annotation, molecular function: microtubule binding; spectrin binding; calmodulin binding. Gene Ontology annotation, cellular component: microtubule minus-end; microtubule; cytoskeleton. The transcript is spliced from 18 exons. The record is from RefSeq and is a predicted model, not a curated record. Lineage: Eukaryota; Metazoa; Chordata; Amphibia; Anura; Pipidae. The coding region runs from base 1260 to 5612 and encodes 1450 amino acids.
CAGUGCGGCAGGAAAACCCGCAGCGGCGGCAGGCGGAGAGAAGAGGAAACGGGGGAGGGAUAGAGGGUGGAGUGGAAGGAUAAAGGAUACAGAAAGGAAUAGAGGGAUAGGAGGAGUAGCGGCCCAUGGACUAAUCCAAAGAGGAGGGGUUCGGCUAAUAGAGCGCUGUCAAGGCCUUGGAUCCGAUGUCUCCUUUCAAUCCCGAAAUCCUUUUUGGAAAUUUCCUGUAGUCACAUACGAGGUAGUAGAGUAAUCGGGCACGACUCGGUACAGGGCAGCGGCAGCCAAAGCGGUAUAUGCAGCCUUCGUCCCCUAGCGAUUGGUAAGCAGUGCUGCUGCCAGCGGUCACACAGUCGCGGUGAUACAGUCGCGGUGAUAGCGGACACUCGAAUUCGGUGGCUUCCCACUCGGAGCUGAUGGUAUUGGCGGGAUGCGUGGCAGCAGGUCAGUGUGUAAUGGUCCACACAGCAGAGUAGGAUGAGGAGAGAGCGAAAUACCGUAACGUAGCGACUAUCGCAUCUCUCCGUGCACGAGCCCUAUCCAGAGGAAUUCCCGCUGUCACUGAUUUAUAGACAAUCUCUGGCUGCUGCUAUGGCUUUGCCUGCAGAGUAUUCCGCUUGGCAGCAGCAUCUGCCCGGCACCAGACCUUCUGCUUCUUCUUUCCAUUAAAAAGAUCGCACGUAGAAGGUCAUUGCUGCGAAAAGGAUCACUGGUCGCAUCUCCGUGUUUUUUGUGGGCCUUUAUUUGGUUUAUCAAUAGAAAAUGUGCACAUGAUCACUGAGUGAUCAACAAGAUUCCAUCAAUAAUUACUCAUCAACAUUUACAAUUUAGGGACAAUCAGGAUCAAGUGAUGUUCAUACAUUAAAGGAUUGAUCUGAAGUCUGGCAGAUAUUGGGAACACUACAAUAUAACACUAAAAGUGUUAGAAAACAAGGGCAACACCCCAGCAAAGUCUUUCUGGACAUUUAUUUAUUGUACAUGAGCUGGCUGAAUCAACACUAACAUUAGGCACUGACAGCUAUCUAUUCUCUGUUCUUCUUACUAUUCAGUUGAAUGACGUCCACUCAUUGUGGUUUAGCAUCAACACCGAGGGUUGUGGUCCCACUUGACUUUCAUGUAAGAAGUCACAACUAAACGAUAAUUUGGGGUUAGACAUAUCCCAUACUGAUCUCUGUUAUAACUACAACAAAAGGAUAACCUAACCCAACAGGAUUUAUGAUCUAAAACAUGUAAGAUUGAAGACCAGAAAAAUCGUAACCAUGGUGGACAUUGCCGAAGGAGGUCAGGAUGUGAAGCGGACCUUCAUUGUGCCGUCCAUCAAGCCCUUUGACCACUAUGAUUUUAAUAGAGCUAAAGCUGCCUGCAAUCUGGCAUGGCUGGUGGCCAAAGCCUAUGGAGCAGAAAAUGUCCCCAAGGAGCUCCAGGAGCCAUUUUAUACUGACCAGUAUGAUCAAGAGCACAUGAAACCUCCUGUUGUGAACCUGCUGAUAUCUGCAGAUUUGUACUGCCGGGCCGGAAGUCUGAUCUUAAAAAGUGACACAGCCAAACCUUUGCUGGGACAUGAUGCAGUUAUUCAAGCCCUGGCACAACGUGGACUCUAUGUCACUGACCAUGAAAAGCUGGUGACCGAGAGGGACUUGAGGAAAAAGCCUAUCCAAAUGAGUGCUCAUCUUGCAAUGAUUGACACACUGAUGAUGGCUUACACAGUAGAGAUGGUCAGCAUUGAGAAGGUCAUUGCCUGUGUGCAUAAGUAUUCUCCCUUCUUCCAAGCUGCUGACCUGCCUUACGAUAUUGAGGAUGCUGUCAUAUACUGGAUCAACAAGAUGAAUGGACAUCUGAAAGGCAUUCUUGAGCAGGAGCAAAGAUUGAAAAUGCAGCAGAGCCUAGAUCCCAACACUACACAGAAGUCUACUUCCAAAUGGUUUUGGAAACUGGUCCCUGCCCGGUACAGAAAAGAACAGAAUCUAUUCAAACAGCUUCCCUGUAUUACACUUAUGGAAAACAUCCUUAAAGAUGGAACUGAUGGCUGUGCAAUAUCUGCACUUAUUCACUUUUAUUGCCCUGAGGUUAUCCGAUUGGAAGAUAUUUGCUUUAAGGAGUCAAUGUCCUUAGCAGACAGUCUGUAUAACCUGCAGAUAAUACAGGAAUUCUGCCAGGAGUACCUGAAUGGAUGCUGCCAUUUUACCUUAGAAGAUAUGCUGUAUGCAUCAUCCUCCAUUAAGACCAAUUACUUGGUGUUCAUGGCUGAAUUGUUCUGGUGGUUUGAAGUGGUGAAGCCCUCAUUUGUUCAACCGCGAGUUCUCAAUCCAUAUGUUGCUCCACAUCUGAACAGAAGAAACACCAUAGGAGCCUCAAGUAAUCCAAGAAGCCAACAACCUAGAUCUGAAUCAACGGGAUCCGCAGUUAUUCGAAGGUCAUCAUCUAUGUCAUAUGUAGAUGGUCAAGUUGGGACAUGGCCUAAGGAGAAAAGAUCAUCUGUCCAUGGUGUUUCCUUUGACAUUUCGUUUGAUAAAGAAGAUGGGAUGCAAGUUACAACUCCCAGCAGACCAAUAAGGCGAUCCAUAAGUAAUGAAGGAUUUUCCCUCAACAUGGCUCAUGUGCCCAAGCACAAACGUAAGAACCUAUCCUUCCAGCCUAUAAAUGGGCAGGGCAUAGAUGAAGAAUGGAGACAGGUGUUGCCUCACCAUAAUGUCACAUCUACUAUAAGUGACCAGUGGGACUCGGAUGAUGAUGGAGAAAAAUACAAGCGACGCAAUGGCCCAGUCGAAAACCAAGUUGAUGAACGCGACGGUCAAAUUGAAGCCCCUACUAUUGAAGAAGCUCUGAAUAUUAUUCAUAACCCAGAGAAGACAUCAGUCACUGGAAAUCAAGCAAACAAUGGGUUUUUUCUUCACAACCAUGAUAUUAAUUUAGGUCUACAGUUGCCACAGCUUGGUCUUACAGAAGCUAACCUUGACAUCCUUGAGGAGACAAAAGGUACUCAAAGCCCAGUCACUGAUAACACUGAAGUAGAUACCGGAAUUCAUGUUCCAUCAGAAGAUAUCCUAUUAACUAUGGAUGAAGACUCUUCUUUGAAAGACUAUACUGUUAGCUUAGAUUCUGACAUAGAGGACCCUUUAAAAGUUCAACAAGAAUUUGGCUCCCAAGUAGGUAGUAUCAGAGAGCCUGUUAGCCCUUGCCCAAGUUCAGUGAGUGGAAAAUCCCAAGCCGGAAGUACGGCAUCUUCUAGUUCUGGUAUAAAAAUGACUAGCUUUGCUGAGCAGAAGUUCAGAAAGUUAAACCAUGGUGAUGGUAGGAGUAGUGGAAGCAGCUCCCAGAAGACUACACCAGAGGGAUCUGAGCUAAAUAUUCCUCAGGUGGUAGCAUUUGGCCAAACACCAGAUGAAAAUACUGUUCUGCAAGGAAGAGACACCACACAGCUGUUGGCUUCAGAGGUGGUGCAAUUGAGGAUGAAACUGGAGGAAAAAAGAAGAGCUAUUGAGGCACAAAAGAAGAAAGUAGAGGCAGCCUUUACUCGUCAGCGGCAAAAGAUGGGCAGAACUGCAUUCCUUACUGUGGUGAAGAAGAAAGGAGAUAUAAUAUCACCUCUUCGAGAAGAACCUGCAGGUGGUGAAAGUGAUAAAGCAGCUUCUGAAAGUGAUAGUGACCAUUUUACAGACAAACCAAAAGUAAACUUAAAGGUAGACCAAAAGCAAGUAAAAUGGCUAAUGUCUCCCACAACACCAGGAGAUCCUGAAAAGCCUUGGAAUUUAACAAGUCCUAGUGAAGAAAAUAUGGGUGAAGGAGAUAUAUUGGAAUAUACAAAGUCCGUUGAAAAGAUGAAUUCUUCUUUGAAUUUUCUUCAGCAAGAAAUGCAGCGUUUGGCCCUGCAGCAGGAUAUGUUGAUGCAAAUGAGGGAAAAACAAGCAUGGGUCAUCUCACCACCCCAGCCCUCUACACAAAAGCAGUUGCCACCACGAGACACAACAAAGCAAGCAACAAAACCCUCUGUGACUUGGUCUCCAGCUCCUUGUUUUGCUAUUGAAUCUCCUCGUCCAGCUCAUAGGUCACCACAAAUGCCCGCAAAAAAGACUUUCUUAUUUCCAGCCAAAACCCAGAGAAUCCCUCGUCCCAAUGAUCUUAAAAUAGCACCUUUAAAUCGAACAUUGACUCCUCCUCAGUCUGUGGAUAGUCUUCCCCGCCUCAGGCGGUUCUCCCCUAGCCAGACUCAAACAAGGUCAUUUGUAUGUUUUGGAGAUGAUAGAAAACCAACAAUAAAUUCUCAAGAGGCUAAGGACUCAUGCCUUGCAGAUGAAGUAGCUUCACAAGAUGAGUACAGAUCAGAUGAGAUUCCUGAGAAAGAAAUGUCAGGUGUGAUUUCAGAUAAACAUACUGAAGUUGAAAUCAGACCCAUUGAAUCCACUGUGUCUGAGGUGCUGUCUCAACCCAUCAUAGAAACUGUGUGUGUCACACCAAAUGAUGAACAGUUCAGUCAUCAAAGUCUGUCUGCCUCCAAAAAUGGUAGUCUUAUUGAAGUCCCACUUUCUAAGCUGCAGGCCCAAGAUGAGACACCUGAGAAAAAUGAAUUGGAAGCUGACAAUGAGGAGAACAUUGAGGACCAGAAAGUGUGUUGUGGUUUCUUCUUCAAGGAUGACCGCCAGGAGGAAAAUGACAUGGCUGCAAAACGAGCAGCUUUGCUGGAGAAGAGACUGCGCAGGGAGAGAGAAGUUCAGCAACGAAAACAGGAGCAGGAAGUAGAGCUAGAACACAAGAAGGAGGAAGCCAGACGUAAAACAGAAGAAGAACGUAGUAAAAAGGAAGAUGAGAAGGCACGAAGAGAGUUUAUCAAACAGGAGUACCUGCGCAGGAAGCAGCUCAAACUUAUGAAAGAUAUGGACUCCAUUAUAAAGCCUCGAGCCAACCUUGGCAAGCUCAGAAAACCUCGCCCUAAAUCUAUCCACAGAGACCAUCAGUUGGAGUCCCCUAGAACCCCUGUGAGAGCUCCUCCAGUUUCAAGUCUGUCUUUGGCGUCUCUGAACACAGGUGACAAUGAAAGUGUACAUUCUGGGAAAAGAACACCAAGUCCUUUUAGGUCGGAAUCAGUAGAAGGAUAUCUCUCUCCUGGUCCUUGUGGAAGUCGUAAUGGUGAAAAAGAUUGGGAAAAUGCCUCUACUACUUCUUCAGUGGCUUCUGCAACAGAGUACACAGGACCAAAACUUUACAAAGAGCCAAGUGCUAAAUCUAACAAAUACAUCAUCCAGAAUGCUCUCUCUCACUGCUGUUUGGCUGGGAAAGUAAAUGAAGGCCAGAAGAACAAGAUUUUAGAGGAAAUGGAAAAAUCCAAUGCCAACAACUUCCUAAUCCUCUUUCGUGAUGCUGGGUGCCAGUUUCGAUCUGUUUACACUUACUGUCCUGAGACAGAGGAGAUUAACAAGCUGACAGGCAUUGGACCACGCUCUAUUUCUGGAAAGAUGAUUGAUGGUUUGUACAAGUAUAACUCCGACCGCAAGCAGUUCAGCAGCAUACCUGCCAAAACCUUGUCAGCCAGUGUGGAUGCUGUGACCAUUCACAGCCACCUGUGGCAAGCUAAGAGACCUGUAACCCCCAAAAAACUCUUAUCCCCCACGGCAUAGCUUGGCCUACUGAGGUUUGCCUACCUUGCUCUUGAAAUUAAACAGUUCAUUGUUGCCAAUGAGACAUUUAGAGCUUGAAAGUAGACAAUUCAACUGCUGUCUGUACACACAACUGGAAUGUAGGACAGUAACUGCGAGGGCUUAUAUUAUGCGGGUGGGUACGGAGAAUGGAUGGGGAUGGGAUUGGUUAUUUAUCAUAAGUCUUUUUGUUCAUGUGACUGGGAUGGGUUGUUGUGUGUUUACCUGAAUUCUAGGAACACAGGCAUUUUUGACACUUAAGCACUGAUAUUUGUCCAUCUGUGGUGAGUGGAAUGACUGACAUCUUGCCUUAUGUAUUCUUUUUUAUUCUGCAUUUGCAUACAUAUGUGAUGUUGAGUAAAUAUUGCGAGUGGAAGGUUUGUUGUUGUGGGGGAAGAACAAUAUUAAAUCUUUUGUUGGCACUGGGACCAGCAACUUAUGGCCUGGCAUACUUCUGUAAUGCUUUUUGGCUGUAUUAUAAUGCCUAGGAGCAGCAGGCCAGCUUACCUCAGUAUGUACAAAGCCAGUAAGGGGAAGAUUUAUCAAGGGUUGAAGUGAAUUUGAGAGAAUUUUGUAAGUAAAAGAAUUUGAAAUUCAAAGUAAUUUUUUGGAUACUUCGACCAUCGAAUAGGAUACCACGA